Messenger RNA from Panicum virgatum (switchgrass), 1692 nucleotides. RefSeq lists its product as uncharacterized. The record is from RefSeq and is a predicted model, not a curated record. NCBI's taxonomy places the organism in Eukaryota, Viridiplantae, Streptophyta, Magnoliopsida, Poales, Poaceae. The transcript has 3 exons. Bases 1 to 798 code for a protein of 265 amino acids.
AUGUCGCUGUUUGCGGAUGAGCAGGAGAUGCUGGCGGAUGCGCAGGACGCCAUCGGCUCGUUGGUCUCUGCUUCCUUGUCCGCGACGCUGUUCCUGCUCAAGUGGCAGCUCAUCAGGGACCGGCUCCACACUGGCCUCGACAACAUCACUGCCGCCGGCUCUGAUGAAGAGGACGGCGAGGGGAAGGUGCGACGCGUUCCGACCACGACCUCCUGGUCGCCGCGCUCGUCGAACCACGUGGCGCGGCCGGACGAGGUGUACGCGUCGGGGGCGCUUACGCGGGCGCUGGUGGUACGGCGGCCCGGCGCCGGGGCCACCCGCGCCGACGUGCGGUUCUACAUGCGCGACCUCUUCGCCAGGCUCCGGGUCGGCGGCGCCGAGAUGCGGAGGGAGGCCGCCGCCGCCCUCGCCGAGGUGCUACGCGACGACGAGAAGUGCGUCCGCGUCGUCGCCUCCGAUGUCCCCUAUGACGUCGGCGUCCUCGUCAAGCUGCUCGAGUGCCCCGACGCGUACAGGGGCGACCUGGUCGUCGGCGGCGUCAUCGCGCCGGUGGUCCGGAGCCUCGACGCGGGCGCCUGCAGCGCGACGGCCAAGGAGCGCGCGGCGCGGGUGCUCUUCAGGCUCACCAAGAACUCGGACAACGCCUGGGUCGUUGCCGCGCGGCGCGGCGUCACGGAGCUGCUCAACGUCUGCACGGACCAUGGCGGCGUGCUGCGGAGCCUAGCGGGCGUCGACGAGAUCCGGAAGUACAUGGUGGCCGACGCCGGGGCCGUGCCGGCUCUCGUGUCGCUCUCGUAGGGUGCCUCGGCCACCAGCGGUGCUUCCUCGUCGGCGGCGUCGGGCCUCGCCAUCGGCGAAACGAUACUCAUGAUGCGGGGCGGGGCUUGGUCUCGGUCCGAUUGGUUUCUCAGAUCCGAACCGGGAAUCACUCAAGAAAUUCAACGAGAUAUUGACGGUGUACCAGCAUGUUCAACCAUCCGGCGACAUCCGACGCGUCCGCCUACCGGCCAGGCCGACAUCCUCCUCAUCCGACACGGGUACGUCGCUGCUGCAGCGCGGGACACCACCUCCGCCUUCUCAUGCUGCACCUUGUCCCGCCAUCCUCGGCGCCGUCAUCCAUGUCGUCGUCCAUCCUCGGCGCCGUCGUCCAUGUCAUCUUCAGGGCCGGCGUCGCUCGGCGCGUCCACCCCACCGAGCCUCUGUUGUGCGAGCUGGAGCGCGUGCGCCGCAACAACGGUUUUUGUCACUCAAUAUUUCUGUUGAACAAGCUGGUACAUGAUUUUUUUAUUUCAGUUUAUAUUAUUUUUUAUGAGUAACAAACGUGCUUAGUCUCAGGUACUGGGAGGUACCAGCUAAAAUGGGUGUUUAGUCUCAGAUACUGGAAGGUACAGUCCCAGCUAAAAUGGAACAUGCGCAGCAUCUAUAACCUGGUUCAUAAAAAAGCACGCACUCAUGGCAUAGAGAAUAAAUUCAACAUAUAGUAAAUUUAUUGAUAUUUUUUAUAGAUACGGCAGUAUAAAUAAGUACUCAUACAAAUGCCACUAGUGUAUUUGGUACCACCAUUCAAGUCAAGUUAGAAAAAUGAUGUAAAUAUGACACUAGAAGUGAGUGUUUAUCGGAAAGGUACCAGCAUGUAUCAGUACAUGUUCGUUCCAUCAUGUGGCAACUACAGUGAAAUAAUAAAAAAAUAUG